AUGAAGUCCAUCCUCGCCCUGCCCGCCAUCCUCGGCGCAGUUUCGGCAGCUGCUGUCCCCCGCGCACAGUCUCCCUGCGUUUCAAACGGACGGAGCACCGCUCCCGAGCCCGCCGUCAACACCCUCGCCGGCUUCAACGAGUCUGCCAACUACAGCAUGCUCGCCCGCAAUGCCGUCAAGCCCGAAGGAUAUGAACUCAUCAUGUCCGACACAAAAUGUGCAUUGUCCUCUUCCAAGUACAUGAGGUAUUCUAGGAUGUCCUCGUACGACUCACAAACCUGCGCCAAAAUGUGUGAUUCUCACCCUGGCUGCGAUACCUUCAACAUCUACGUCGAGCGUUACCCCUCUGUUGUCCCCGAUGAAAGCUGCCCCAACCCCAGCGCCAUCUUCUUCGCAAUCUGUGCUCUCUACUCCGAGCCCAUCACCUCGGCUGCCUGCGACAACCCCGGCCAGUUCAUAGGACCACAGGACGCCUCUGGCAACCCCUUUAGGACUGCUAUCCGGGCUUCGAAUGCUUACCGCAGGCUUCGAGUCAAGGAAGUCAUUGUGACGGUGACUACCACCCGCAACAUACUAACUGACCCAGAACGUUUAAAGGUAUACGUGCACACGGGGUCUGCCAAGCACCACGCCAAUGCCACUACCAGCAGCGUAGCCAAGGUAACGCCGAGCAUCCCAAUCAAGGAUACUGCGCCCAUGAUGGCUAUGCAUGGACCUCUUCGUAUAUAUACAGUCACCGAAGCAGAGAUCACGUCGCGUCAGUCUCUCGACGAUACCGUACCCAUGAUGGCCAUCCAUGGGCCUCUCCAAAUAUCUACCCUCGAGCCCAAGAUAACACCGUGCCCCACAGUUGACGAUACUGCGGCAAUGAUGGGCAAGCACGGACCUCUGCAUAUAUCUACUGUCACCGAGGAUGACACUGAGGAUGACAUCGAUGAAGGGUCCUCGGCGUGGGUUUCAAGCUUUUACAGUAUGAUGAGGGAGCUCCAUCCAGAAGUUUCAAUAAGGCCUGUGAGCAGCACUCGUGGAUGGAAUGGACGGCUAUGGAUGAGAAAUGCGCACACGGAACCUACCCCGAUGCCAAGGCAGCUAUCUGAGACAAUUACCUAUGUAUGA
Exserohilum turcica Et28A is the source of this 1116-nucleotide messenger RNA. RefSeq lists its product as uncharacterized. The transcript has 3 exons. The record is from RefSeq and is a predicted model, not a curated record. Lineage: Eukaryota; Fungi; Ascomycota; Dothideomycetes; Pleosporales; Pleosporaceae. Bases 1 to 1116 code for a protein of 371 amino acids.